This is a messenger RNA of Triticum dicoccoides, 1214 nucleotides long. RefSeq names its product proline-rich receptor-like protein kinase PERK12. The transcript is spliced from 5 exons. Gene Ontology annotation, molecular function: ATP binding; protein kinase activity. The record is from RefSeq and is a predicted model, not a curated record. Gene Ontology annotation, biological process: protein phosphorylation. The coding region runs from base 31 to 1008 and encodes 325 amino acids. Lineage: Eukaryota; Viridiplantae; Streptophyta; Magnoliopsida; Poales; Poaceae.
UUCAGAGGGGCAGGGUACCCGUCGGGCAGCAUGGAGUCCAAGUCGUCCUUCAGCUACGAGGAGCUGACGAGCAUCACCAGCAACUUCUCCCGCGACAACGUGAUCGGCGAGGGCGGGUUCGGGUGCGUGUACAAGGGGUGGCUCGCCGACGGCAAGUGCGUGGCCGUGAAGCAGCUCAAGGCCGGCAGCGGGCAGGGGGAGCGCGAGUUCCAGGCGGAGGUGGAGAUCAUCAGCCGCGUCCACCACCGCCACCUCGUCUCCCUCGUCGGCUACUGCGUGGCGCAGCAGCACCGCAUGCUCAUCUACGAGUUCGUCCCCAACGGCACCCUCGAGGACCAUCUGCACGGUCACCCGCGGAUCAUCCACAGGGACAUCAAGUCGGCCAACAUCCUGCUCGAUUACUCGUUUGAAGCACAGGUCGCGGAUUUCGGGCUAGCCAAGCUCUCCAACGACACACACACGCACGUGUCGACGCGCAUCAUGGGCACGUUUGGGUACCUCGCGCCGGAGUACGCGUCCAGCGGGAAGCUGACGGACCGGUCGGACGUCUUCUCCUUCGGCGUGGUGCUGCUGGAGCUCAUCACCGGCCGGAAGCCCGUCGACCAGGACCGGCCGCUCGGGGAGGAGAGCCUCGCCGAAUGGGCUCGGCCGAUCCUCGCCGACGCCAUCGAGACCGGCAACCACGACGAGCUGGCCGACCCGCGGCUGGAAGGCAGAUACAACAAGGCCAAGAUGGUGAGGAUGGUGGAGGCCGCCGCUGCGUGCAUCCGCCACUCGGCUCCCAAGCGUCCCCGAAUGGUGCAGGUGAUGAGGGCGCUGGACGUGGACGUGGACGAGGGGAGCAUGUCGGACCUGAGCAACGGGGUGAAGGUGGGGCAGAGCCAGGUGUUCAACAACAGCCAGCAGGAGGCCGCCCUUGAGCAGCUCCGGCGCACGGCCUUCGCCUCCGAGGAGUUCACAGGGGAGUUCGAGCCGUCCGGGGAGUACGGUGCUGCGUCAAUACUAUGAACCAGCCGCGGCCUGCGGGGUGACAAUCGACCAACAUGUUUGUGUGUCUCUUGUAGUUAAACUUCUUCUUUUUCUUUUUUCUUUUUCCUUUUCUUGUAUGUGACUGCCUCUGGUUCAAGAAACUGCUAGAGUUUUUUUUAAAGGGAAACUAGGAGAGUUUUAGCAAAAACUGCCCUACGUCGCAUUGAUUGGUUGAAAGACUUGAA